AUGAUUAACAAGAGGGUGAGGUUAGGAUUGAUAGCAGUGCUAGUCUUGUAUUUAUUGUACGGCUUUUUCCGCACGUUUUCCGUGCCGGGAUCGUCACACAGAACAGAAUCUUCUUCUUCUAAGUUGCAAUUAAAGAGAGAACUCGAGAUACAUUCCAAUUGGGCUAAGACUGGACUCAAUUUCCAGCCCAACAAAAAGGCAAGAUUACCUAUAGAGACCACUGUGAGACAGCAAUUAUCAUUUCAGUUCCCAUACGAGUCGAGUAAGCCUUUCCAAAAGAAUAUCUGGCAGACAUGGAAAGUCGCUUUAGAUGAUGAUUCGUUUCCAUUGAAAUAUCGUACUUACCAAAGUACUUGGGAUGACAAGAAUCCCGGAUACAAACAUUAUGUAGUGGCAGAUGAUGUGUGCGAAGAGUUGAUCAGCCAGUUGUAUCUGACAGUUCCUGACGUUGCUAGAGCUUACAAUAUCAUGCCCAAGAGCAUCUUGAAGGCCGACUUCUUCAGAUACCUAAUAUUAUAUGCCAGAGGAGGAGUAUAUUCAGAUAUAGACACAGUAGGUUUGAAGCCGAUAGAUAAGUGGGUAUCAAGCAACACUACUUUGUACGACAAACCCAUCAACCCUGGCUUGGUUGUGGGAAUCGAAGCUGACCCAGAUAGACCCGACUGGGCUGAGUGGUACGCCAGACGUAUUCAGUUCUGCCAAUGGACCAUUCAAGCCAAAAAAGGACAUCCAAUGUUGCGUGAAUUGAUCGCUGAGAUCACAGAAAAGACUCUUACAAGAGCUAGAAAGGGACAGUUGAAAAAAGUAUUAGGCAAAGACGAAGGAGGUGAUAUCAUGAACUGGACUGGUCCAGGUAUUUGGACCGAUGCCAUUUUUAACUACAUGAACAACGUUCUUCAAUCACCCGAAAACUUCCAGAAAAAGAAGUAUGACGAAAUAAUCACCUGGAAGAUCUUCACAGGCAUGGAACUGGCCAUAGCUAUCGACGAUGUAUUGGUUCUUCCAAUCACUUCGUUCAGUCCCGAUGUGGGCCAAAUGGGAGCCAAGAACAUGAAUGAUCCGAUGGCAUACGCUAAGCAUAUGUUUCUGGGUAGUUGGAAACAUGACGAGAUCACGAAACCAAAUGUUAAUUAGAAACUGUGUAUAUCAGUUUUAUUUAAUGUACAUACUCUGUAUUUACCAUAUUAUCACAAUGAAUGAAAACCCUUU
Molecule: messenger RNA, 1209 nt
Organism: Scheffersomyces stipitis CBS 6054
Lineage: Eukaryota; Fungi; Ascomycota; Pichiomycetes; Serinales; Debaryomycetaceae
Gene: OCH1
Product: Och1p
Exons: 1
Coding region: 1-1134 (377 amino acids)
Biological process (GO): protein N-linked glycosylation
Cellular component (GO): mannan polymerase complex
Molecular function (GO): alpha-1,6-mannosyltransferase activity
Source: RefSeq, a predicted model, not a curated record